Yamadazyma jaroonii is the source of this 1869-nucleotide messenger RNA. The record is from the annotation of a GenBank genome assembly. Lineage: Eukaryota; Fungi; Ascomycota; Pichiomycetes; Serinales; Debaryomycetaceae.
AUGGAAGGAUUACCAGUACAAUUACAACCGUCCAACUUACGACCCAUAGCAUAUAGAAUCUUGUCAAAGAAACAUGGUUUGAAUAUCAAGACUGAUGGGUUAAAGAAACUUACAGAGAUAAUAAGUCACAAGUUUGGUAGUGAUUGGAAAGGAAGUAAGUGUCAAACAUAUUUAGAAGACAUUGCAAAGAAUUGGAAAAAUCAAGAUAAAGGGUUAUUCAUCGACAGUGAUGGAUUGAAGGAAGUUGUCAAACAAUUGGACAAUGAGAAAAAGAAGGAAGUAGUAGUUAAUGUUUCUAAUGAAGAAGAAAGCAAUGAAAUGAUGAUUGAUGAUUAUGAUAAUAAUAAAGAGAAUGAAGAAAUUAACUGGAGGGAUUAUUUCAAGAUUUUGAAUCCUAAUGAUUUACCUAACUAUAAAUUCGAUAAAGUAAGGAAACAAUUCAUCAUUCAACCUCAACCAAAAUUAGCUAAUUUCCUUGAUAGUAGUAAUAAUUACUUCCAAAAUAGAUAUAAUAUCAUCAAAGAUAGAUUAUCAAGAAAUGAUUUAUUCAAAAAAAGAAACUAUCAAAGUAUUUCCACAAUAAUGGAAAAGCAAGCCAAUAAUGAAAUCACAAUAAUUAAAAAUGUUAUAGGAAGAGAUAAGCAGAAGUUUAUAUUAUUUGGUUUAAUCUCUAAAAAUCACCAUGGAAAGAUAAUAUUGGAAGAUAGUAGUGAUUCCAUUGAAUUGAAUUUAUCUCAAGCCAAUAGGGUUGAUGAUUGUUAUUUAAACUUUGGAAUGUUCAUUAUUGUUGAAGGUAUCUAUUCACAAUUCAAUGAAGAUUCACCUAAUGGGUUAUUUUAUGUUUCAUCUAUAAGUCAACCACCUAGUGAAAGAAGAGAUAAUUCUCUUGAGGUUUAUGGUAAUAUUGAUUUCAAUAACUUGAAUAAAGAGAAUCUUGAUCAUUUAAAUCAUAUUUCAAAAUUAAAUAAAGAUUUCAAGAAGAAAUUAUCUAAACUAGAAAAGAAUUUAAAUAACAAAAUUAUUGUCGUUGGUUCCAAUUUAUAUUUAGAUGAUUUGAAAAUAAUGGCCAGUUUGAAAAGGUUUUUGAAUAAAAUCGAAAAUGAAUUGGAGACUGAUGAUGAUGAAUUUACACCUAUUGCCAUAGUGUUUGUUGGAUCCUUCACAUCAAAACCAAUAAGUCCAGUCAAUUCUUCUAUCUCAAGUAUAAGUGAUAGUGAGUUAUAUAAGAACAAUUUCAAUAACUUUUCAACGUUAUUGUCCAAUUAUACCAAUAUAAUAACAAGAUGUAAAAUAGUAUUAAUUCCAGGAUCAAAUGAUCCUUGGCAAAGUAGUUAUUCUUUAGGUAAUUCCAAUUUGAAUUAUUUACCUCAAAAACCAAUUCCAGAGAUCUUUUUGAAUAGACUACAAAGAUUACUUAAAGAUAAUUUAAUCAUAGGAUGGAAUCCUAUCAAGAUCAAUUAUCUUUCCCAAGAUAUUUUGAUCUUCAAAGAUGAAUUAGUAAGGAAAUUCCGUAGAAAUGAACUCAUUUUAGAUACUGAGAAAGAUAAUCAAGGAGAAAUAGUAAGUAAUGAUAAAUCUCAGAAUUUAUCACCAUCGGUAAAACAAUCAAGAAAAUUGGUCAAAACUUUAUUGGAUCAAGGAUCUUUACAACCAUUUUCCAAAGAUUUGAAGUUAAUCAAUCCCAUUUAUGAUAAUAUCUUGAGACUUGAACCAUUACCAAAUAUUUUGAUACUUAAUGAUAAUAACUUCAGUAAUUUCGAGAUCAACUAUAAUCAUUGUAAAGUUGUCAAUUUAACUGGGUUGAGUGAUAAAUUCGGAUACCUUGAAUACUUUCCAAGCGUCAAGAAGACGAAAUUCAAUGAGGUUUAG